Cryptomeria japonica (Japanese cedar) is the source of this 1327-nucleotide messenger RNA. RefSeq names its product endonuclease 2. The record is from RefSeq and is a predicted model, not a curated record. The transcript is spliced from 8 exons. NCBI's taxonomy places the organism in Eukaryota, Viridiplantae, Streptophyta, Pinopsida, Cupressales, Cupressaceae. Gene Ontology annotation, biological process: DNA catabolic process. Bases 179 to 1090 code for a protein of 303 amino acids. Gene Ontology annotation, molecular function: nucleic acid binding; endonuclease activity.
AAUGACUUUUUAACUUGCAGCAUGUUCUUCACGUCAAAUUUUCUAGGCAAUAUUGCAGAAUUAAAUACAUUAUCAAAAGAUUUAAGCAAAGAAUAGGUCGUUGAUAAUCCUGUAAUUUUGUUCUUAUAUAUGGAGUUUGAGAGCUUAAUAAUCCAGUUUAGACUUGUACCCAACAAUUAUGGGGUGUUCUAACCUUUCUUACUGUUCUGUAAUGCUCCUGAUUCUGCUUGUAUUUCUUGCAAAGGCACCUGCAAUACAAUCAUGGGGGAAGGAAGGACAUUUUAUAACCUGCAAAAUAGCUCAGCCACUUCUAAGUAAAGCAGCUGCAAAAGCAGUUCAAGAAUUGCUCCCAAGCUCUGCUGAAGGAGAUCUGGCUUCUGUCUGUUCAUGGGCUGAUACAGUUCGUUUUAAAUACCGUUGGGCUAGUCCCUUACAUUAUAUCAAUACUCCUGGUGUUUGUAACUACAAAUACUCUCGCGACUGUCAUAACGACAAGGGAGAACAAGACAUGUGUGUUGCAGGAGCUAUCAACAAUUAUACAGCUCAGUUAAUAACUUAUAUGGACUCCUCAUCAGAAGGGACAUAUAAUCUGACAGAAAGUCUGAUGUUCCUGUCCCAUUUUGUUGGAGACAUUCAUCAGCCUUUGCAUGUGGGUUUUGCUGAUGAUGAAGGGGGGAAUACAAUACCAUUACGCUGGUUCAGGAGAAAAUCUAACUUGCAUAAAGUGUGGGAUUUUGACAUCAUAGAUGAAGCAGAGAAAGAUUUUUUCAAUCGAGAUGUGACAACCAUGAUAGAGGAUCUUCAAAGAAAUAUCACAGAAGGAUGGUCAGAUGAAGUCCCUGCAUGGGAGAAAUGUGCAAGAAAUGCCAUAGCUUGCCCCGAUGGUUAUGCAUCGGAGGGUAUAAGUUUAGCUUGCAAAUGGGCUUAUAAAGACGUCACUGCAGACAUUGUUUUAGAAGAUGAUUAUUUCCUCACUAGGCUUCCAAUUGUAGAAAAGAGACUUGCUCAAGGUGGAGUAAGGCUUGCUGCAAUACUCAAUCGAAUUUUUGAUUCGAAUUUUGUAAUGGGAGGCUCUGUACAAUCCUCUUAAAAUGUAGAUCUCCUCUCAUGGAACAACCAAAAAGAAUAAGAAUGAGAAUAAAUUUUAUCAGUAAAUUCAAAUUGGUUAAGCUUGCAAAGCUUGCACUGAAACAACUUGUGGAUCAGUGCCCAACAAUUUAGUGUUAACCAACAAGUUAUAUCUGAUAACAAGGUUGAUAAUUGUACCCAGUCUACUUGUCUUGUUCUACUUAUCAAUACUGAGGUUAUAGUUGAUGUUUUUUAUUUA